Clunio marinus is the source of this 347-nucleotide messenger RNA. The record is from the annotation of a GenBank genome assembly. NCBI's taxonomy places the organism in Eukaryota, Metazoa, Arthropoda, Insecta, Diptera, Chironomidae.
UUCGCUUACGCCGUAUAAAAACUUGCUACGCUUUUCUGCAGUCAUAAGAAUUUAAUGUGCCGCAAUUUCAAGACCUUCACCACCGAUAAGAAUCUACCGGUUGAAAUCAAUUUGAUGGAGAAUGUUUAUAGAAGUUUAUUGCAGAAAUAAAUCGAUUAUCGAGUUAAAAAUAUUUUUCUCAUCAACAGGAAAAUUAAGUUUAAUUACAUGGUAGUGAAGGAAAUAAUGAUAUUAAAAAGCUUUAAUAGUUAAUCUGUAAUCAAAGUUCAUUUCAAAACAUCUCACAUUGUAAAAUAAAGUGGAUAACCCGUAAAUAUGUGAAAAUGUUUGUGAAAACUUUAAACCAC